UAAAAAAAAAAAAAACGAAAAAUUAAAAAAUUGAUAUUUAGUCAUACUUGAUCAUUCAUUCGAUCGGGGUUGCACGAGAUGGAAGAAAACGAUAAUAAAAUUAAUAAUACUGUCGUUGCAAAGCUGGAAAACGAAGUAAGCAAUGAUGACGAGUAUCCCCAAACUUCACCGGUUUUAUUGGAUUUAGAUGAAAUGACUAAGCAACAAAAACAACAAUUACCACCAUCUCAAUUAAUUCAUGAUAAUGAUGAUGAUGAUGAUAAUAAUUUAAUAAACAACAACAACAACAACAACAAAAGUGUUAGACAUCAACAAAUGAAUGAUGAAUCAACAAAUACGACAAUUCAACAACGACGACAAUCUUUACGAAAACGUUGGCCAGAAACUGAUGCUAUUUACAAUAGAAAUAAUGGCAAUUGUUCAGAUAGUGGUGUACUGGUGAUACGGGUACCUGAGCCUGAAAUAGUCACAACACAUUCCCAUCUGGAAAUGUUUCACGAGACAAAUAUUAAGUCUGUACAACGUGAACCCUCGCAAACUGAAAAAGAUUAUAAAAAAUCAGCGUGUGAUCGUGAAAGAACACGUAUGCGUGAUAUGAAUAGAGCAUUUGAAUUGUUGAGAUCAAAAUUACCAAUUUGUAAACCACCAGGAAAAAAAUUAUCAAAAAUUGAAUCAUUACGACAUGCAAUAACUUACAUUAGACAUUUGCAGAGUCUUUUAGAGCCACAAUAUCCUACACAAAAUUCAUUUACACAAAAUAUUUUACCCACUGAAAGAAAUAAUUAUUAUGGUCAUUCAUCUGUUUUACCAGUUUCAGCCCCUCCACCACCACCACCACCAUAUGACAUUCAACAUCCACCAAGAUGGGAAUCAUUGGCUUACUACUAUCAUCCACCACCAUUUUUACCACCACCACCACCACCACCAUCUAAAUCAGCAACAGCAACAUCAACAUCAUCUUCCUAUCAAACUCCUUUAAUAAGACUCAAUAAUAACGAUGAUCAAGAUUAUCGUUACAAUUCUCUUUAAAAAUAAAUUUA
Molecule: messenger RNA, 1040 nt
Organism: Aphidius gifuensis
Lineage: Eukaryota; Metazoa; Arthropoda; Insecta; Hymenoptera; Braconidae
Gene: sage
Product: achaete-scute homolog 1-like
Exons: 3
Coding region: 79-1029 (316 amino acids)
Biological process (GO): regulation of transcription by RNA polymerase II; mesoderm formation
Cellular component (GO): nucleus
Molecular function (GO): protein dimerization activity; RNA polymerase II cis-regulatory region sequence-specific DNA binding; DNA-binding transcription factor activity, RNA polymerase II-specific
Source: RefSeq, a predicted model, not a curated record